Klebsormidium nitens is the source of this 2488-nucleotide messenger RNA. The record is from the annotation of a GenBank genome assembly. NCBI's taxonomy places the organism in Eukaryota, Viridiplantae, Streptophyta, Klebsormidiophyceae, Klebsormidiales, Klebsormidiaceae.
AUUCGAAGUCCUGAGGCUGAAGUCCUGAAUGUUCAUCAUGAGAGAUUGCAUGAGAAUUGUGAAGGGUUGCUUCCUCUCUUCCGGGCGGUGGUGCGUUGAAUGCUGCAGCACAUUUGCUUCACUCACAAGCUCUCGCCAAAGCCAAAAAAGCACAACCCAGGCCUUAGCAAAGUGAUCCUUUCUGACCUUCCGCGCUAAGCGCAUCCUUACAAAAUUAGGGUUCGAGUCAAAAUUAGGGUUUGCUCCAUGGGUGGUCAGCAGCAGGGCAUUCUGAGGCGGAAGGAACGCGAGAAACCCUAGCAGGAAGCUUCCGGGUCUUUAAGGAACCCCAAAAGCAAACCCUGGCCCCGCCAAUUUUCUCUGGGGAGUUGAGCAAUCUUGCUCAGGGUCCGAUUCAAAUCAAAAUGGCUGUCCCUGAGGGAGACGAUUCAUCAAGCAAGGAGGCUGACGCAGAGUCAGGCGGCGAGGCUGAGAUUGGGGGGAAGGCUCAGAUGGCGGACGAGUCUGCAAAGGACUCCCUGCUCGGGGGGAGGGAGUGCCCUGGGUUUCUGAAGGUGGAAGACCUGAGCAUGCGGCACUACUGGAGGCUGUCUACCAUCAUGGGGAUGGCGGAUAUCCUAUUGGACGUGGAUAAGUACUUUACAUAUAUGCUGCUGAUCAACAGGUUCGGGUGCGACUUCCAGGCGUAUUUCGGCGUGCUGUACCUGUGCUACACGCUGGCCUACCUCGGGUGGUCCCCCCUGACGGGCGUCUGGUCCGACCUCGCGCACCGCCACAUCGUCUCGCUGCUCGUCUUCUGCUCCGGCGCGCUUGCGUGCAUCUACGCCGCCAUGAUCCUGCUGCCGGUGCCGAAGGGCCCGCUCGUCUGGCUGUACCUGCUCAAGUGCAUGCUGCACAUGCAGAUGAGCAGCGCGGGCUGGAAGGCCAUCAAAACGUACGUCCAGCGCAUGUUCGGCAGCAACAUCCUGGUCCACGAACAAGUCCUCAACCGCAUCGGCACGCUCGGCGACCUCGCCACCGAAACCUACGAGAUCGCCGUUCUAGUUGCUGCGCUUAUCGCGGGCGUCUGGUUCGGAAACUACGGACUGGUGACGUGGAUCCUCUACUCGGCGGUUCUCUUCAUCAGCGGGACCGUAUUCACACUGGCCGUCUCGCUGUGGGUGUCCCACGGCCGGCUCAUUCACACCACCCAGGAGGACGGGGAGCUAAACCUGCCGGUUAUGCAGCCGGUUAAGGGGGGUUUCAGAGGGGUUAGGCACGGGUUAAAGGAGGUUUGGGGGUGGCUCAGCACGCGGCUGAGCUACUUCUUCUCCUCGAGUAUACUGACGAACUGCGUCAUGCUGAGCAUGGUCAGUAGCUGCUUUGAGUAUAUGUUCGACGGCCCGGUUGCUCUCACGCGGGCGACCCUGGUGCAAACCGACCACGGGUUAUGCCACGGGACCGUCGACUUCAUUCUAGUUCAGACAGUCAUACUCCAGAUCAUGUACCUAAUCGGGGGGGCCGCUUAUUUCCUGGGGAUAAUGCACCUCCAUCCGGCCGUCUACUACGGUUCCGUUUACCCGCUCGCUUCCGCCCUCUUCAUGGGCGGAACGCUCCUCCAGUUCCUGCCCCUGUCCGCCGUGACGUCGGCCGUCGUCAUCAGCACGAUGACCGUCAGCGCGUAUUACGUCAGCAUAUACAAUACGUACGUGUUGUCGGGGAGCAGCAAGGCGGAAUAUUUUGGGUUUGUACAGGCGAUAUAUUCGCUCGGCGUGGGGGCGUCGGGUUUUCUCCCGAGUUUGCUGCAAGUCGUGAGAGCCGACGAGCGCGUAUUGCUGCUAGUCGCAUUGGCUAUGGCGGCGUGGGGCAUGCUGCAGAGUAUACUUAUGUGGCGCAACCGGCGGCAGUUUGACGAGGACGUGGCGAAGGCGGACGUGCUCUAUUAAGAGCUAGGGGGAUGAGCUAUCUUGGCAUCUCGCGGCGUGCAUACGCUAUGGUAUGAAAGUCGUAGGGAAUCAGACGAGUCACUGUCAGGACAGACAGCCAGCUGAAAAUGGGUGCGAGGAUUCGACGGACGUUUUGAUGCAAAUGAGAACGCAUCGAGGGUGGAUGGAUUGAACAGUGUAGGUACACAGCUAGCAAGCUCUCAGUGGUUUUGAACAGCUAGAGUCAGGUUUGUUGAGUUGCUUCUACUAGUCGACCGCCUGAGUAACAUGCCUGUUUAGGAUAAGCUUGUAAAUAACAAUUCUGCGCGCAAACGAGAUCACCACACGACUUUUAGCUAGGACUUGAGUCCAUUAAGUGGAGAUUAUACAAGGCUCUUUAACUUACAGGUGAUAGCGAGGUGAAAAAAUCUGGGUCUGGCGUUCGCAUGUUUGUGACGCGGUCGACCGGACCCAAGUUGAACCGUCACGUAUCCAACAAACCCGAACAAUCUCAGCUCUUAAACGCGCUCACUGAUGCCGAAAGCAUUCAAUGAUUGCGCGACGUGAUUGAACACCAACUGGCA